Molecule: messenger RNA, 1786 nt
Organism: Doryrhamphus excisus (bluestripe pipefish)
Lineage: Eukaryota; Metazoa; Chordata; Actinopteri; Syngnathiformes; Syngnathidae
Gene: zmynd12
Product: zinc finger, MYND-type containing 12
Molecular function (GO): protein binding
Source: RefSeq, a predicted model, not a curated record
UGCUGACGUCACGUGCCGAAAGAAGACAAAAGUUAUAUUACAAAUCAACUUCUUACCAAAAAGGGAAUAUCUUUUAACUUUCUCUAUUACUAUUACCGUUUUUUUCUACAGUUGAGCCAUCCUGACAGGUCAGGUUCCCAGCUUCAGUUUUUUUUUCUCCAGUUCUAACUUGCUCAGCCGGCGAAAAUCCAGACUAAAAAUGGAGCCCAAACAGGAAGACCUCCCAGCCUCCGAUAUUAUUCCCCUCGCCUUGCCCAAAGGAACAGAAAAGUUGUGUGAACUUUGUCAAAAACGAGCUUACUUGCAGUGCGCCAGGUGUCGAGUGACCUUUUACUGUGACAAAGAGCACCAGCAAUCUGACUGGAAAGGGAUCCAUGAGAGGAUUUGCCAGUUGCUCAUUCCAAUUCGCUCCGCCUCACUCUUUAGUAUGCAACGGGCCGGCCGCAUAGAAAAUCUACUUAAAACGAAAGAGCUGAUUGAAAUCUGCAGGUUGGUAGCAGAGAGCAAGCUCUCUGAGGGGAAGUAUCAGGAGGCAGUGCCUGCUGCCCAGGCGUGUCUCCGCUGUUCAGUAGACGUAUAUGGGCCCAACACGGUCCAGCUGGUUCCCGCCUAUCUCCUACUGGCUGAUGCUAACAUGGGCAUGGGUAACCUGGCACUGGUGGUGGAGCUUCUGUCCCAGGCGGAGUGGGCGGUACUGAAGAGUCCAGAAUGUGGACAUGCAGUCCACCAUCGACUUCACAGGAGCAUGGGCUGCCUCCACACUGCUACUGAAAAUUUCAAUACAGCUCUUUUUCACUUUGCAAAUGACGUAUAUUUUGCCAGUGAGGAAUAUGGAAUGGAGAGCACUGUGACAUGUGGAGGUUACUUCCUCAUGGCUGAUGUAUUUGCUAAGCAGGGGAAGCAAUCUGUAGUUCAUUCUCUAUACAAAGAGGUGGCAGAGACUUGGCAUACUCAUCUAGGCAAACUCCUCGGGGAACACAUCCAAAAUCUACAAAAGAACCCUGGCAUGUUGGAGCCAGCCUUUGACAAAGGUCAGCAAGUGGAAGUGGACAAGAUGCUGAGAACCAUUUUGGAGUUUGAGCAGGACGACUCCCGAAAGGAACCCGCGCAGAUAGCUCUGGUGGCUCACGCCUUGGCCAUGCUCUCCUUCCUCGGAGGGGACUCUUCCAAGACACUGGGAUUUGGACGCACAGCACUGCAAGCAAGCCAGCUGAUACCAAACCAUGACCUGACAGAGCCCAUCCGGGCGCUGCUACAGCUGGUGAGCACAGAUCCACAGCUCACUUCUGGAGAGGGAGAGGAACCACACCAUCUUCCCACAAAUUAAACGAACAUUCACUUUGCGGGGGUCGCAGUCAGUUUGCGCGCUAUACAGUAUUUUGCCAUGUUAAAAUGUGACAAGAUUUCUCAUUCAGGAAAAAUAAUGUGAACUAGGUCAAGAUGAUAAUAAAUAAUUUAAUCACACAAUAAAUAGAAAAUGAAGUUGAUCAUUUACAUUACAUUGCAUUGCACAAGCGUCUAGUUUCCUUGUCUCAAUGCACUCAACGUUCACUCUGUGCAUUGGUUUCAGCACCUUGGUGCAUUUGUUCCAUAGAACAAUGGCAUGAACGGAGUGAGCCCUUUUUUCAGUCAUACAGCUUUAAUGUAGUUUUUGAGGUAUAUAUAUAUAUAUAAAUAUAUAUAAAAUAUAUAUAUAUACACAUAUAUACAAGGUAUGUGUAUAUGUAUAUCUAUAUAAUGUACCUUUAUAAUCCAUUAUGCUUUUAUUUGAAAAGCACCACUCUUA